AUGUUAAAACGCUAUGGCCAAUUGAGAAUUUACAAUGAUCCAGAAAUUGGUGCUAUUUUCAUCAAAAUCAAGCAUGUGAGAUGUCAAAUAGACAACAUCAACACCCAAAUUCGUGAAUCGCAAGCUACGAUAAGACAAUAUCUAUCUAACAGAUUAAACAGCGGUCUUAUUGAAGAGCAAAUCUGUAUAACAAAAAGAAAAUAUUACCAUGUUCGAAUCAAAAGAUUAAAGAGAGAACAAAGUGAAUGGAAACCGUCCUUUAUCCUUGAUAUGGAUUAUGCAGAAGCAAAAGAAGGUUACAUGAGAGCUGAACAAGAAUAUCACAAUGUGAAAAUGCGCAAUGAAAAAGAAAAAGUUCAGUAUGAAAAACUGUGUUCAAAAGACAACGAGACAAGCGGUGACAAAAACGAGGGUGAUUCAAAAGAAAUUUCCUCAGAUUAUGAUGCAAAAUUCUCUCUAACUGAAGAAGAAAGAAAUCGUAUGAAACAGCUAUAUCAUAAAACAAUACUAAAAUGUCAUCCUGAUAAGUUUAUUGACGAGAUUCAAAAGCAACAGGCUCAUGCAAUAUGCAGACAGUUAACGGAAGCGUUCCGUGAGCAAAAUUUAGCACAAAUAGAACUGAUCGCUGAGAAAGUAGAACAGGGAAUAUUGAACGUGGAAAUACCAAAGCAAAAUGUAAAAGAAUUGCUGCGUCUUGAACUGCGUGAAAAUAUCGAAAUAAUGAAGGAAAGGACCAGUGAAUUAGAAACGAUUCAACAUGAUUAUGUGUUUAAGGUAGUAUUAGUCCAAUAUAGGAAUCUUGACGAAUAUUUUGCUGAGAAACACAAGCAAUUGAGAGAAGAAUUAGACGAAUGGAAACAAAAUUUACGCGAAGAAGAAGAAAAAAACGAACAUAAAAAUGUCAAAGCAUAG
This is a messenger RNA of Didymodactylos carnosus, 912 nucleotides long. The record is from the annotation of a GenBank genome assembly. Lineage: Eukaryota; Metazoa; Rotifera; Eurotatoria; Philodinida; Philodinidae.